This is a messenger RNA of Spathaspora passalidarum NRRL Y-27907, 534 nucleotides long. RefSeq lists its product as uncharacterized. Gene Ontology annotation, cellular component: fungal-type vacuole membrane; Vps55/Vps68 complex. The record is from RefSeq and is a predicted model, not a curated record. Lineage: Eukaryota; Fungi; Ascomycota; Pichiomycetes; Serinales; Debaryomycetaceae. The transcript has a single exon. Gene Ontology annotation, biological process: protein targeting to vacuole; late endosome to vacuole transport via multivesicular body sorting pathway. Bases 1 to 534 code for a protein of 177 amino acids.
AUGGACCACUCCAAUCACUUGUUCAGGUUCAAUGCCUCAAUGCUCCGUUUACCUAAAUCUGCUAAACUCAGAGCAUUUGGGGUGUACUUAUCCGGUGCUCUCUUCGCAAUUGGAUUCUGGUCCAUUAUCGACUCCGCUGUUUAUUCCAAAUCCGUGAAUGCAUCAGAUGUUCAUGUCACAUUUAUCGAUUGGAUCCCAUUCAUCUGCUCUACUCUGGGGAUGUUGAUUGUUAAUUCAAUUGAAAAAUCAAACUUGUUUCAAGACUCAAACACAACCAAUUUCAUGAGUGGAGGAAAUACCAAUGCUUGGGCCGCUCGGGUGAUUUUAUUCUUGGGAUUCUCGUUAUUGGCUGGCGGGUUAGCUGGUAGUUUCAUGGUAUUUAUAAUAAAAUACUUAUUGAAACACUACACGUUUCCUACUUUAGGUAUGGGUGUUUCCAAUAUUGUUUGUAAUGCAUGUAUCAUGUUGAGUUGUAUUGUCUUGUGGCUAUCACAAAACAUUGAAGAUGAAUAUAGUUAUAGUUUAGCUUUGUAA